UGGUACCGCAGACUCCGGCUGGUCACGUGACUGCAGUCCUGCGCGUGGAUCGCACUGCGGCUCGCGUCCCGGCGAGUUCUCGCCUGCGCGCGGCCGUUGCCGCGGAGACGACGCAUGUCUCCCGGGGCGCGUAGCCCCUUCUGCAGUCCCCCCUCCCCUUUUCUCCCACCACAAUGAGAUCCUAAGAUGGCGGUGGCUGCGGCGGUUGGCGCCGACUGGCUGAGUUAGGAAAGGCGGCCAUUGGGCCCGCGGCAGCCAGGGAACUUGCGGACUGUCCCGGCUGCGGUCUCCCGGGGAGGAACACGGUCGGUGGCGGGUUGUGGGGUCUGACCGUUACUCCGCUCUUGGCAGGAGCGGCUGCUUCGUUUACAGACAACAACUUUGAAGUGUGGAGCAGAAAAAGAGCUGUUUCUGUGCUGCAAAAACUAGUUUCCAAGCAGAAAAUUAAUUGUUAAAGCCAGUAUGGCCACAGGAGGAGGUCCUUUUGAAGAAGGCAUGAAUGAUCAGGAUUCCCCCAACUGGAUCAACGAGAGUGUUGAUGACCGACUCAACAACAUGGAUUGGGGUGGCCAACAGAAGAAGGCAAAUAGAUCAUCAGAAAAGAAUAAGAAGAAGUUUGGUGUAGAAAGUGACAAGCGGGUAACCAAUGACAUUUCUCCGGAGUCGUCCCCAGGCGUUGGAAGGCGGAGAACGAAGACUCCACACACGUUUCCGCACAGCAGAUACGUGACCCAGAUGUCUGUUCCGGAGCAGGCGGAACUCGAGAAGCUUAAGCAGCGGAUAAACUUCAGUGAUUUAGAUCAGAGAAGCAUUGGAAGCGACUCUCAAGGCAGAGCAACAGCCGCUAACAACAAGCGUCAGCUUGGUGAGAACCGCAAGCCCUUCAACUGCUUGCCCAUGCAGAUCAACACCAACAAGAGCAGAGACACGGCCCCCAGCCCUCAGAAGAGAGAAGGGACUGGGCCAGCGCAGUGCAAAGAGCUGUUUGCUUCCGCUUUAAGUAACGACCUGUUGCAAAACUGUCAAGUCUCUGAAGAAGAUGGGAGAGGAGAGCCUGCCAUGGAGAGCAGCCAGAUGCAGGUCGUAAGCAGGCUUGUUCAGAUUCGGGAUUAUAUUACCAAAGCUAGCUCCAUGCGGGAGGAUCUUGUAGAGAAAAAUGAAAGAUCUGCUAAUGUCGAGCGCCUUACUCAUCUAAUAGAUCACCUUAAAGAACAGGAAAAGUCAUAUAUGAAAGUUCUCCAAAAGAUCCUUGCCAGAGAUCCUCAGCAGGAGCCUAUGGAAGAGAUGGAAAAUUUGAAGAAACAACAUGAUUUAUUAAAAAGGAUGUUAGAGCAGCAGGAACAGCUGCGAGCGCUGCAGGGAAGACAAGCUGCCCUUCUUGCUCUGCAGCAUAAAGCAGAGCAAGCUAUUGCCGUGAUGGACGACUCUGAAAAGGUUGCAGGGACAGCUCCUGGCCAUCACACUGUACCGUGCAGACAGCCAGAUCGCUCUCCUUUGCAUCAGAGAGCGCCCUUCAGAGAGACUACAGGUAGCCUGUCUGGAGUCAGUAUCACAUCUGAACUAAAUGAGGAAUUGAAUGACUUAAUUCAGCGUUUUCAUAAUCAGCUUCGUGAUUCUCAGCCUCCAGCUGUUCCAGAUAAUAGAAGACAGGCAGAAAGCCUUUCAUUGACUAGAGAGGUUUCCCAGAGCAGGAAUCCAUCAGCUUCAGAACAUUUGCCUGAUGAGAAAGUCCAACUUUUUAGCAAAAUGAGAGUGUUACAGGAAAAGAAGCAAAAAAUGGACAAACUGCUUGGAGAACUUCAUACACUUCGAGAUCAGCAUCUGAACAACUCCUUCGUGCCUCCUUCAGCCCCUCCGCAGAGGAGCGCGGAUCAAAGGGGCGCCCCGUCCACCCCCUCUGCUCCUGUGUACUCGGCACCAGCCACCAGUGGAGAGCCCAGCAGCCUCGCGCCAGCGGCUCCUUACGCUGCAGCUCCUCUGCUUUCUCAGACUGACAAUGAAAAUGAAGGCCAUCUGAAUCCAACCGAAAAACUCCAGAAGUUAAAUGAAGUUCGAAAGAGAUUGAAUGAACUAAGAGAAUUAGUUCAUUAUUAUGAACAGACAUCAGAUAUGAUGACAGAUGCUGUAAAUGAAAACACGAAAGAUGAAGAAACUGAAGAGUCAGAAUAUGAUUCUGAGCAUGAAACUUCUGAACCUGUUACUAACAUUCUGAAUCCACAAGUAGCUGCCACCAGGAAUGAAGUAAAUAGUAUUUCUAAUGCACAGUGUGUUUCUAAUAAUAGAGAUGGCAGAUCAGUUAAUUCUAAUUGUGAGAUUAACAACAGAUCUGCUGCCAACAUAAGAGCUUUAAACAUGCCUCCUUCUCUAGCAGAUUGCCGAUACAAUAGAGAAGGAGAACAGGGGGUUCGUGUUGCACAAGGUGAAGAUGAUGAGGAGGAGGAGGAGGAGGAAGCAGAAGAUGAAGGCGCCAGUGCAGCCUCAUUAUCCAGUCACAGGAGCAGUGUGGCGGACGUGGACGAGGCUCCAGAAGAUGCUGAGUUCGAACAGAAGAUCAAUAGACUUAUGGUUGCAAAACAGAAACUUCGGCAGUUACAGGAUCUCGUUGCCAUGGUACAGGAUGAUGACGCAGUAGAACAAGGAGCUGUUUCUGCCAGCACUUCAAAUUUGGAUGAUUUCUACCCCGCAGAAGAGGACACCAAACAGAAUGCGAAUAACACCAGAGGAAAUGCCAAUAAAACACAGAAAGACACUGGCGUAAAUGAAAAGGCGAGAGAGAAAUUUUAUGAGGCUAAACUACAGCAGCAACAGAGAGAACUCAAACAAUUGCAGGAGGAAAGAAAGAAACUGAUUAAGAUUCAAGAGAAAAUUCAAGCAUUGCAAAAGGCAUGUCCUGACCUACAGCUGUCAGCUACUAGUGCGGGUAAUUGUCCCACAAAAAAAUAUAUGCCAGCUGUCACUUCAACCCCAACUGUUAAUGAAAAUGAAACCAAUACAAGCAAAUCUGUUUUUGAGCCUGAAGUUUCUUCAGUAGUAGAUAAUGAGCUUUGGUCAGAAAUGCGCAGACAUGAAAUUUUAAGGGAAGAGCUGCGACAGAGGAGAAAGCAGCUUGAAGCCCUGAUGGCUGAGCACCAGCGGAGGCAGGGUCUGGCUGAAACCGCAUCCCCAGUGGCCGCUUCCUUGAGAAGUGAUGGGUCUGAGAAUCUGUGUACUCCUCAGCAAAGCAGAACCGAAAAAACGAUGGCAACGUGGGGCGGUUCUACCCAGUGUGCACUGGAUGAAGAAGGAGAUGAAGAUGGUUACCUUUCCGAAGGAGUUGUUCGGACAGAUGAAGAGGAAGAGGAAGAACAGGAUUCCAGUUCCAAUGAUAACUUUUCAGUAUAUCCUCCUAACAGCACGAAUCAUAACUCUUACAAUGCAAAGGAAACUAAAAAUAGGUGGAAGAACAAUCGCCCCUUUUCAGCAGAUGGAAAUUACCGUCCACUAGCCAAGACCAGACAACAGAACAUCAGCAUGCAGCGCCAGGAGAACCUCCGCUGGGUGUCGGAACUCUCGUAUGUGGAGGAGAAAGAACAGUGGCAAGAACAGAUUAACCAGCUGAAGAAACAGCUUGAUUUCAGUGUCAGUAUUUGCCAGACUUUGAUGCAGGACCAGCAGGCUCUGUCUUGUCUGCUGCAAACGCUUCUCACGGGCCCCUACAGUGUCAUGCCCAGCAACGUCGCAUCGCCUCAGGUGCACCUCAUCAUGCACCAGCUGAACCAGUGCUACACGCAGCUGACGUGGCAGCAGAACAACGUGCAGAGGUUGAAACAAAUGCUAAAUGAACUUAUGCGCCAACAAAAUCAGCAUCCAGAAAAAUCUGGAAGCAAGGAAAGAGGCAAUAGUGCAUCACACCCUCCUUCACCCAGUUUGUUUUGUCCGUUCAGCUUUCCAACACAGCCUGUAAAUCUGUUUAACCUGCCUGGGUUUACUAAUUUUUCAUCAUUUGCACCAGGUGUGAAUUUCAGCCCUUUAUUUCCUUCUAAUUUUGGAGAUUUUUCUCAGAAUAUUUCUACAUCCACUGAACAGCAGCAACCAUUAGCCCAGAAUUCUUCUGGGAAAACAGAAUAUAUGGCUUUUCCAAAACCUUUUGAAAGUAGUUCUUCUAUUGGAGCAGAGAAGCAAAGGAAUCAAAAGCAGCCCGAAGAGGAGGUGGAAAACAGUAGAACACCAUGGUUAUAUGACCAAGAAGGUGAAGUAGAAAAACCAUUCAUCCAGACUGGAUUUGCAGUGUCUGUAGAGAAAACUACGAAUAGUAAUCGCAAGAAUCAGUUAGAUACCAGCAGAAGACGCCAGUUUGACGAAGAGUCGUUAGAAAGCUUUAGCAGCAUGCCUGAUCCAGUGGAUCCGACCACCGUAUCGAAAACAUUCAAGGCGAGAAAAGCCUCUGCACAGGCCAGCCUGGCAUCUAAAGACAGAACCCCCAAGUCAAAGAGUAAGAAGAGGCAUUCUGCUCAGCUGAAAAGCAGAAUUAAAAGUGUUGGGUAUGAAAGUGCCAGUAUGUCUAGCACAUGUGAACCUUGCAAAAAUAGGAACAGACAUUCAGCCCAGACUGAAGAGCCUGUUCAAGCAAAAGUAUUCAGCAGACAGAAUCAUGAGCAGCUGGAAAAAAUAAUAAAAUGUAGUAGGUCUACAGAAAUAUCUUCAGCACAUGCUAGGAGAAUACUACAGCAGUCUAACAGAAAUGCAUGCAAUGAAGCGCCAGAAACUGGGAGUGAUUUUUCCAUGUUCGAAGCUUUGCGGGAUACUAUUUAUUCUGAAGUAGCUACAUUAAUUUCUCAAAAUGAAUCUCGUCCACAUUUUCUUAUUGAACUCUUCCAUGAGCUUCAGCUACUUAACACAGACUACUUGAGACAGAGGGCCUUGUAUGCAUUGCAGGACAUAGUAUCCACACAUAUUUCUGAGAACCACGAGAAAGAAGGGGAAAAUGUAAAGUCAGCGAAUUCUGGUACUUGGAUAGCAUCAAACUCAGAACUUACUCCCAGUGAAAGCCUUGCUACUACUGAUGAUGAAACUUUUGAGAAGAACUUUGAGAGAGAAACACAUAAAAUAAGUGAGCAAAAUGAUGCCGAUAAUGCUAGUGUCCUGUCUGUAUCUUCAAAUUUUGAGCCUUUUGCAACAGACGAUCUGGGUAACACUGUGAUCCACUUGGACCAGGCGUUGGCCAGGAUGAGGGAGUACGAACGCAUGAAAACCGAGGCCGAAAGUAACACAAACGUAAGGUGUACCUGCAAGAUCAUUGAGGAUGACAGUGGUGCUGCUGCCAUGACCGCUGUUAAUGAUUUAGAAGCAACUCCUAUUAUUGAAAAUCAUAAUGCACAACAACCUGUAAGUGAAAUCUCUGCCGUCCCGUGUCCUAGAAUUGAUACUCAGCAGCUAGACCGACAAAUUAAAGCAAUUAUGAAAGAAGUCAUUCCAUUUUUGAAGGGUUUUUCUCAGGAGCACAUGGACGAGGUAUGCUCUCCUCAGCUUCUGACUUCAGUGAGGCGCAUGGUGCUGACCCUGACCCAGCAGAACGACGAGAGCAAGGAGUUCGUCAAGUUCUUUCACAAGCAGCUUGGAAGUAUAUUACAGGAUUCAUUGGCAAAAUUUGCUGGCAGGAAACUGAAAGACUGUGGAGAGGAUCUUCUUGUAGAGAUAUCGGAAGUGUUGUUUAAUGAGCUGGCGUUCUUUAAGCUCAUGCAAGAUUUGGAUAAUAAUAGCAUGACAGUUAAACAGAGAUGCAAAAGGAAAAUAGAAGCAGCUGGAGUGAUACAGUCUUACGCCAAAGAGGCCAGAAGGAUUCUCGAAGGAGAUCGUGGCUCACCUGCUGCAGAAAUUGACGAGGAAGACAAAGACAAGGAUGAGACUGAAACAGUUAAGCAGACUCAAACACCUGAAGAGUAUGAUGGCGACGGCCCCAAAAAUGUGAGAUCCGACAUUUCCGAUCAGGAGGAAGAUGAAGAAAGUGAAGAAUGCCCAGUGUCCAUUAAUUUGUCCAAAGCUGAAACCCAAGCAUUGACUAAUUAUGGAAGUGGAGAAGAUGAGAAUGAAGAUGAAGAAAUAGAAGAAUUUGAGGAGGGACCUGUAGAUGUUCAGACGUCACUUCAGGCUAACACUGAAACUACAGAAGAAAACGAACAUGAUGACCAGGUUCUACAACAGGAGUUUGAAAAAUCAGCAGAAAGCAAAAAUGUCCCAUCAGAACAAGAAACCACUGCUAGUAAAGAUGACCAGGACAGCGCUCCUGUGAAACCGUGUUCCCUCAACAUCUUGGAAAACGAGCGACCUCUCAACAGCGCUGUCCAGAAGGGCUCGCCUGCGACCGCCGAGUCAUCUAAACAGCCCGGCACGUUGCCCUUGCCGCUGACUGAGACCGAAACCCUGGUGCCCAGAGUCAAAGAGAUGAAAUCUGCUCAGGAGACUCCUGAGAGCUCCCUGGCCGGAAGUUCUGACACCGACUCCCCAGUGCUGGUGAACGACUAUGAAGCAGAAUCGGGUAACAUAAGUCAGAAAUCUGAUGAAGAAGACUUUGUGAAAGUUGAAGAUUUACCACUUAAACUGACAAUAUACUCAGAGGCAGAUCUAAGGAAGAAAAUGGUACAAGAAGAACAGAAAAACCAUUUAUCUGCUGAGUUACUAUGUGAAAUGCAGACUGAAGAAUUAGCUGGGAAUUCUCAGACACUGAAAGAACCUGAAACAGUGGCAGCCCAGAGCACAUGAAUAUCUCCAGAGGCUCAUCUAACUCUCUUUACAUAGUCAGUGCAUAUAUGGAAAUGGUUCUAAAUAAACAUCUGUUUUGAUCUGUAUAAAAAUGUAAAUUAGUUUGACACUGCAUUUUUGGUAAGUGUGCGAAUUUCUGCCCAUGGCAGUUUAAAACAUAAACUAAAUUGGGGACAGAUUCAAGCCUUGAUACACUGUGGGAUUUUUUUUCUCUUUUUUUCUCUCCCCACCCCCCCAUUGUGGCGUUCGGUCAUGUUGAAUUUAAAAUGUAGUUUUAAAUAAAGUUUGGACUUAACUGUAAAAUAUCUUUUUUGGAAAUUAUGUCAAAUUCUAUACAGCAAGUCACUGUUCUGCAUAAUUAGGCUGUUCAAAGAGCAGUGGUCAAGAGUUAGAGAUGUACAGUUUUUUUCUAAAUAUUUUCUUGUUUGUGCUCUUACAGUUGUCUCAGUUUCCCCCUUUUUGUUAUCGAGUCUAGCCAGCAUGCCAGGCUUCCCAGUAAUGCCAGUGUUACUGCUGUCAGCCUGAUGUGCUGUUAGGUAUCUGCAUGUCUUCCUCCUAUUCCUAGGAUGGGGCAGGCUGUGCAGGUUUCCGGGGUGUCUGUGAAGGCAGUGCAGGAUAGGAAUACUCUGUUCAAAUUGGGUAGUACGUUUAGGACACGUCUUAGUACCGAUCAGAUAUUUCCCAGAAUUUCAGUUCCCAUCUGUGUUGCCUCCAUCUAAAAAUAAAUAAGUUUUAUAAAAUUAGAGGGUAUUUCUGCACAGACAAGUAACAUUGUGAUUAAUUUUAAAUGAAAAACUCAGCUCUUUCAAAGAGGGACUAACAGAACUAAAUGCAGGUACCGGAAUGCUGAGGUUCCGUGUGCCUUCGGAUAAACUUACCGAGACGGCAGCUUACAGCCGAGGUGCAGCAGGUGCCUGUGUGUGCGGUGAGAGAGGUGGGUGCCGAAGAACGGAAACCCGUGUGACUCCGUCACCGCUCAGCCAGCCAGCUUGUGAACGAUGGUUACCUUUAGAUCCCAGCCUAGCCUUCUACCCCGCAAGGCUUCACAGAACCAGGUAACAGUUAUUUAUCCCAGGUAUCUUUUAAGUUGGUUAAAGAUUGACUGAAGAGAGCUUGGUUGGUAUUCCUUCAAAUUUCUUACCAGCCCGAUACCUUAUUAUAAAACUGCAGUGUCCAGUCAGGAAGUAUUCAAUGAGUAUUUUCCUCUGAGGACAUCUACUGUAUUGCUACUUAAUUUAAAUUAUAUGAGAUGUACAUCUCCAGCUGUAAAAAAACAUAUAUUCAGAAAACUCUCAUUCCAGAAUUAGGAAUUCUUACCCACCUGGCCUGACAUCAGGGAAACUGAAACAGUAAGUCACGUUAUAUGUAUUCUUCAGUUCUAUAUUUGUUUUCUAGAUUGUUCGGGAAGAGGGAAAAACUUCAUUUCUGUACUCAAGCCAAGCCUCACACAUUAUGAUUCUCUCUCUCUCUCUGCAUGCAUAUUAAAGAUCGGUAUGGUGGAAGCAUUGUACUUACACCUCGGUUGUUGUUGUAGUGCCUACAAACCUUAUCAGACUUGCUCAUUUGACUUAUGUUAUACCUGCCGUAAUCUAGUCUGGUGUUUUCUAUUUUAGUAGGUAAUUUAGUUUCAAAAUACGUGGAGCUUGAGAACAAGUAACUUGUUUCAUGUUUUUCCCAGAAGCUAUUGCUAAAGGGUUGGGCAUUAAAUAUUCCUGUUUGUCUUAAUUUAUAAGUUAAAAAUGUGCUUAGAAAUGGGAGGCAGAAAAGGUCACAAGGAGCGAGAGAACCCUGCACAGGUUGAGAUAGUGCCUGAAGUAGUGAGCUCACCAGACUGUGCCAGGUACUCUUUGUAUUUUGUAACAUUUCACUUUGGCUAAAUGCUUUUUCACUGCUAAUAAAUGUAUAUCCUGCAUAUGACCCUGAA
Phyllostomus discolor (pale spear-nosed bat) is the source of this 8662-nucleotide messenger RNA. It is a transcript of the gene PCM1, whose product is annotated as pericentriolar material 1. Gene Ontology annotation, cellular component: ciliary basal body; centriolar satellite; centrosome. Bases 463 to 6738 code for a protein of 2091 amino acids. The transcript is spliced from 41 exons. The record is from RefSeq and is a predicted model, not a curated record. Gene Ontology annotation, biological process: centrosome cycle; protein localization to centrosome; cilium assembly. Lineage: Eukaryota; Metazoa; Chordata; Mammalia; Chiroptera; Phyllostomidae.